CAUCUCGAUCCCAUCCCAAUCCCAAUCCCAAUCCCAUCCCAGCUCCAGUUCCACCUUCCGUCCUCGUCUCCUCUGCUGGUCCAGUCCACCCGCUCCCCACAAGCGCAUCCCCGGCUCUGGCUCUGACCAUGGCUCAACUCGCCGACCACCGGCCGGCCCAGACGCACCAGAUCGCCCUGACCGUCGCCGGCGUCGUCGCCGUGCUGAUCGUCGUCGCCGGCAUCGGCUUCCUGGGCCUCCGGCGCAAGAAGAAAAACCAGACCGAGCCGUCGUCCCCCGAUGCCGAAAGCCCCACCUCGGCCAGACCCCUCCCCAGCACGCCGCCGUCGAUCCUCACCGCCAACCUGACCCACACCCGGCUCUCCAACGAAGAUCACCUCACCUCCGCGGGCACCACCAACCACCGACAGAGCGGCUUCUGGUCGUUCUUUAUGCGUCCCGCCUCUAAUUCGGCUUCGUCGCCGUCGCUCAAUUCGCCCUCGCUCGAUCAGCGCUCGACUUCUGCUCCGAACUCGGCUCACGUCGACCGGAAGCGGCACAUUUUCCCCAACCCCGACAACCAGCCUAUGCCCUCACUCAGGGACGAUACCUCCUCCUUCCACACCGUCGAAAUCAUCAGCGAGCCCCCCACUCCGGUCUCGACCUUGAGCAAAUCACCCGGCCGUUUUGCUCGCGCCUACAUCGCUGCGCCCGAAUCCCUCUCUCCCGAGUUUUCAAGAGACUCCCUCCCCCGACCUGUUCCCUCGCUGCCCUCCAUGUCCUCGACCCCACCUCAGCGGCUCUUUGCCUCGCCGGAUCUCUCAAAGUCCAGCAGCCUGCCCGCCUUCCAGAGCCAUGUGUCCAGCCUCCAGCGGCCAGGCACCUCGUCUCGGUAUGGCCGGGGCGACCCAAAGGCAUGGAUACCUUACGAGCACUCGCCCGUCCGAACCUUCCACGACCACGACCCAAACGCCUCUUGGAACGCCUCGGACGAUCACCCAAGAGUACCACCGACGACUCCCGGAUCGUCGUCCUCGGGCCCGUCGAGCUCGGAGCUGCCCUAUGGCCUUCCACCGCACGGCUCCCUGCGCAAGAGCAAGCACAGCUUCAGCAACGUCCAGUUUGAUGCUCGCAUUGCCACGUCGCCGCUCUCGGCCAAGGCCUCGUCCGAGAGCCUGAAGCUGUCCAAGCGGUCCUUUUCGAUCGUAUCGACAGGUGAGAUGGGCCUCGGGGAAGCCGUACCGCCGUUGCCCUCGAUGCCGGGCUCGCAUGCCGCGGCCAUUUCCAACCGGCCUCGCAACGGAUCCGCCUCCUCAAAUCUCUCUCCGUUCGCCGGCGCCCCCGUCGUCCAGAAAAGCGCCUCUUUCUACAGUGCGAGAAUGCCGCCCCGGUCGGGCGAGCGCAUCCCAUCCUACUACGAUGGGUCGCUUGCGUCGCUCGACAGGGCUCCUCCCCCCACCACCCCAGUCCUGCACCCGCUCUCGCCGCUUACCCUGAUACCGCUGCCUCGCAAGAAUGACCCUCCCUCCGGCCCAGACGCGCCCGACAUGAUCGAGGUCAUUCCGCCAAAGACCCGCAGCCGCGCCAGCACCUUUGGCUUUGGCACUCCCGGCCCCAAGACCGUUCGCCCUUCGAUUUCGCAGCCGUCCUUGGAUCACAAUAACAAUCGCAAUCGCCGCUCCGAGCACUGGCCGCUUGUCCCGAAAGGCUCAAAGAACCCGGGUCCGCAGCCGCCCAACAAGCAAAAGCACACCUCGAACCAGAGCCUCGCCAGUCUGUUUAACCCAAGGCAUUCUGUGGACCCCGGCGGCGACACGGCUUCAACGCUUGCUUGCUCGGACGACAAGUCCACCCUCACCAGCACCACCGCCAAUGGCAGCCUGCCCUCGCCCACGGCAGAGUCACGUCGUCUUUCGGAUCUGGCGCUGCUGUCGCAGUACCUGAAGACCGAGAGCCCCGCGGUCCAGCGCUCUGGCCCGACCAAGAAGGCUUCGCAGAGCGACAGCGACAGUCUCGUCGUCCGUCUGUCGCACUCCCAGCCUCAGCUACAACAUAACCCCGAUGGAAGAGACCCCCGCAUGGCUUCUCGGGCUGUCGGUGCGGUGCCUAGUGUUCCUCCGGUACCCGCUGGUGCAUCGUCGCUGACAGGGGGCGGCUCGGCCUUCCGCACACCCCCGGUUCCCCUCUCACUCGACGUCCACCGGUACGGAAAUCAACUGCACCAUUCAAAGGCAGGCCAGUCGACAACCUGGCGAAGCCCCAGACACCAUGGCACCACCGAUUUUUACGACCUUCGUUCUCCCGGCGUCUCGUCCAGCUGGUCCGGCCACUCACUGGUGCCGCCUUUGCCGUCGGUACCGGCAAUCCAGUUGCAGCCGACGUUGUCCGAUGAGCGACGCCAAGCCCGACAUGCCGGCAGAGACGAAGGGUUUCAGAUCAGGGCGACAGGACAGCUGGCCAGAGUCGAGCAGCCGUCUCUGUCGCGGGGCCGCCCACUAUCGAUCUCGACCAUUUCCAGUGACGGAUCGAGCGACGCGGCAGAGUUCUUCAGCUAUCUGCAAGACAAUGCUUCCUGCGACGAGGGCGUCGACUUGACCCAGAUCAAGACCGAUGCGGUGAGCCCCCAAGACGACAAGGACGCUCAUGACAGCCACCCUGCCUCAGAUACCACGACUGGCUGCGACGAGAUCCUGGACCUGACUGCCGUCGAUAACAUCCCCCUGGAUCUGGAUGCGGCUGGCGAUCUAUGAACGGAGGCAGUAUUAUUGCCUUGCCCCUCCCUCCCUCUCUCCUUCCCUCUUAUCCGCCCACAUCCCAGAUCAAAUUUUGGUGCUCUGUCUGGAAUAGCUGCGACAUGCGCGGGCCUUCCUCCAGCAUCGGAACAGCUCGGGCUAGACCUGAGACUGUCUCUUACCCAACCGCCGUCAGCAACCAAUGGGCCCGUCCCCUCCUCGCCCCAAAUAUAGUGAACCGUUCCUAAUCCUUUAUCAACA
Messenger RNA from Polychytrium aggregatum, 2972 nucleotides. RefSeq lists its product as uncharacterized. The record is from RefSeq and is a predicted model, not a curated record. The transcript has 2 exons. The coding region runs from base 129 to 2729 and encodes 866 amino acids. Lineage: Eukaryota; Fungi; Chytridiomycota; Chytridiomycetes; Polychytriales.